Xenia sp. Carnegie-2017 is the source of this 1525-nucleotide messenger RNA. RefSeq lists its product as uncharacterized. Lineage: Eukaryota; Metazoa; Cnidaria; Anthozoa; Malacalcyonacea; Xeniidae. Bases 1 to 873 code for a protein of 290 amino acids. The transcript has 2 exons. The record is from RefSeq and is a predicted model, not a curated record.
AUGCCCGACGGUUACCGGAAGUACUACAGCAUGAAGCGCGAUGCGGAGAAAUUAUUUGAGAAGUUCUUGUAUGAUAGCGGUCUGCCAAGGGAAUCAAUUUUUCCUAAUUUACGGAUACCAGAUUUUAAAGGUCAUCAGAAACGAGAGAUAGACUUUAUCUUGAUUCACGUUAGCGGUAUAUACACGCUGGAAAUAAAAAAUUGGUCUGGGAAUCUUAGUUUAAGUGCAGAUGGUCAAAAAUGGAUCCAAUCAAGGUCUGGAGGUAGAGAAUCUGUUGAGUAUGGAAAUGUUUUGACGAGUCUUGAAAAUAAAACACAGGUACUUCGUAAAUAUCUUUUCAAAAAGAACAUAACAAUUCGUAAAGAUUACUUGAAGCCAAGAGUAAUAUUUAUGAAUAAUAAAAUUCAUAUUGAUGAGAGAAUUGGAAGCAAACCUGAAGUUAUCCUUCCAAAUAAACGAAACGAUUUCAUUAACGGGUUUCUAAAUGGUUCCCUCCUUCCAAAUGAUCAACCUCUACCUAAGAAAUUACAAAGUAAAGUCGUUACAGUUUUGAAGAAUGUUAGUACAUGGGAUGUGAUGCAUUUGAAUGGUGGUCAGCAAUUGUAUGGGGAUUUGAAAUGUUCUUCAGUUGAUCGUAACGCAAUUGAUUAUCUUGUCUUUUCUCACAAGAGAGAUCUACUAAAAGGCUGCUUUUUGGCUCUUUGGGGACGUAGUCCUUAUGUUAAAGUAUCUCCUCACGAAAGAGGCAAAAAUACGUAUCAAGAAAAGUAUCGAAUCCCAAUUGAUGAAGAGUUCAUAUUUCGUGAAUGUGGUCAUGAUGCCGACACUAGUAUUCAAGCAAAUGAAAUUGACAAAAUCCAACUAAGUAUUUAAGCAACCUUUUAAUGCCCAUCUAUUGUAGGUUUGGAGUAAUUUAGGAUUGUGCAUGGUAGUUUUAAUUGUAAAACCUUAAUUUUUUAGUUUUAGUUUAGGUUAUAGUUUUAGCAUUUGUUUUUUGAUAAUUUAAUUCAUGCUCUAGUUUAACUAUAGGCUGCAUUAUUGUAGAAUGCUCAGGAUUUAGGCAUACAGGAAAUUCAAUUUCUUGUUGAGGGCAGAUUACCCAACCAAAUUUUUUUUAGCAUUGUCCAUUGUUGUAAUUUGUAGUCAUAUGAAAGUUAUUGUUUUAAAGCAAUUGGUCAAGUAAACUGACAUUCGUUCAAGAUCAUAGCCAAUGAUUCAAUUGCUGCUAGUCACGAGCCCUAAAGGCAUGAGAUUGAAGUCUGGAGAGUGUUUUUCUUAAACCUGUAAAUUGCUAUUUACUGCAUUUUUGAGGACACUUUAGUACAAGAAAAUGUGAAAAAGGCAUUGAAAAUAACUGACAAAAGGCUUUUUGGUAUGUGUGGGAAACAGCACUUUAAAUCUUAGUCAUUUACUUGCCCAAAAAGCCACCUCUUCUCAAUACUGGGAGAGCCUAGCCCCUUGGAUUUAGCUGCUAAAUAGCAUUUCAUUAUGGUGCAAAUUAAUAAAAAAUUGUACAUUCGUAAAA